AUGACUCAGGUGCCUGCUGACUACCUGUCAACCACCAGUUCCUACAACUAUGAGCAGCCCCUUCCCUCCGUGGCUCGGACAAGCACUGUCACCAAGGUACUCCCAGCCAAAAAAAUAACCUUCUUCAAGAGUGGUGAUCCUCAGUUUGCGGGAGUCAAGAUGGCCAUCAACCAGCGAAGCUUCAAGAGCUUCAAUGCACUCAUGGAUGACCUCUCUCAUAGGGUCCCACUGCCAUUUGGGGUACGGACCAUCACCACCCCACGGGGAAUACAUUGCAUCAGUGAGCUGGACCAGCUGGAGGAUGGAGGAUGCUACCUUUGCUCUGAUAAGAGAUAUGUCAAGCCUAUUGGCAUCACUUCUGGGCGACACAGGCCAGCUCCCCCAAGAAGUGGUCGUCCCUCCAGUACUGUGAGAAGAGUAGUUCAGGAAGGCAAGCUUGAAGAUUCUUCCACACCUUUCACUCAGCAUGGCCCCAGAUUACCCAAGAAAAUCACUCUAGUUAAGAAUGGAGAAAGUGGUUUUCGGCGCUCAAUUAUCUUGAACCGCAGAAACGCAAGGAGUUUCAAAACGCUCCUGGAUGAGAUUUCAGAGAUCUUGCAGUUUCCAGUGAAGAAGCUCUACACUGUUGAUGGGAAUAAGAUCGACAGCAUGCAGGCUCUGCUUCACUGCCCCAACAUGUUGGUGUGUGUUGGCCGGGAGCCAUUUAAACCUGUAUCUAUGGAGAAUUUGAGGAAACACUCGGUAGAGAAGCUGCCCGACCUGACUCCCCGUUCCAAUGGCAACAAUGUCAAUGAAAACAAUGAAAGUAAGAAAAACGUGAACUUUGGACUGAAAGCCAAAAAAAGUGUUAUCCAUCCAAGAUCAUCAUCAAGCAAUAGGUCAACGAGAUUUUCUUUAUCAUCAGAAAAGUCAUAUCCUAAUGGUCUUGCUGCCUCACCAGAUAAUGGUGCACCUUUCUUAAACACUUGUUCUCAUCCAAAACCUGGGGACCUGGUCCAUUCCUUGGUCAAUGAUGACAUAGAAAAACGGGUACAUGUGAACGAGGAUGGUAGCCUGUCCGUUGAGAUGAAAGUUCGCUUCCGCUUGCUAAAUGAUGAGACUCUGCAAUGGUCCACCCAGAUCAAGAAGUCCAAUCUGAUGAACCAGAUGCCUUGUGAAGAGUCAGGUGUAGAGGACAGUGGAGUAAAGCCCAUACAGAAAAUGAACCCAGAAGUCAGCUCAGAGGCAGAUGAGUCAUCAUAUCCCUGUGAUAUUGAUUCUUAUAUGUCCAAACUUGAGGAAUCCGAAUGUGAUGAGGCUCAUUGUCAUAACUGUGGCAAGAAACACCACGACUAUGACAUUUGGAAAAAUCCCAUGCACUCAUCCCAGAGGGAAGAGCCUCGUGUACGAAGCACCUGGCACACACGGUCAUCAUGCUCCAGCACGUCUUCCCGAAGGAGAAUAGUCCACAAAAAAAUGGCUUCUGUGGAUAGCCUCCAUACCACAUCCAGUGAGGAAAUCUCUGAGCACAUUGUGCAAGAAUCCUCAUCCUACUCAGAGACUAUAGAGAACAGAGUGGCAUAUCGAUCCACUAAAAAGUGUACGUGUCAAAGUGAUUUUUCUACAGGUGCUUCCAAUGGAGAAGACCAGCAAGAUCACACUCGUACAAGCACAAGCCAUAGUCAGAGACACUCAUCCUUGGGCUUAGUGUCACAUUCAAGCUGUGAAAACAACCUCGAUACUCAAGAUGCUCCUGAAGACCAUGGGGCCAGCAAAACUAAUUCACAAAAUGAAGAUGAAAAUCGUUUUGAAGUUUCCUCUGUGAAGUGCUUAAAGGAUGAUGUAGAAGAGGUUGAAAGCAUCAGAGUUGGGAGUGCCAUAUCUAGAUCAUCUCUGCAGACCAGACAGAGCCAGAAGAAUGUAUGUGAGGAAACAAGUAGCGUGGGUAGGAGCAUCUCCUCCUCCAGCCUUCAGAAGGCAAAUCAAGAUGAUAACACUAGGGGUUCCACUCCUGCCAACAGUGUGCACAGCAAAUCUAGUAAGCGUACUACACCAAGAGCAAAGAGUGAACAGGAUGUCCACUCUGAUGACAAUGCAGUGGUCUCUUCCUUCUCCAGUGAGUCCUGUCCUAAGAAAGAGGCUGAAAAGGUUGAAGCAGAACAAGAAGAAAAUGAAAUCAAUGAAGUCAGCUCAGUGUCAGCAAAAACAAAGACCAGACAAUCAGUUAGAGAUGAGAACAGUGAAGCAACUUCCUACGGGUCUAAAUCUGUUGCAACUGAAGUAAAUGAUCAGAAGAAUAAAGAGAUUGAUGACUCUUGCAGCGGAAAAGUGGAGGAAGAGUUAGAAGGCAUGGGCAUGCAGGAGGAAGGGAAUGAUUUAAUGCCAUCUACUCUACCAAAUACAUCUCCAGAAGAAGUUGUGCAAGAAUGGCUAAGUAAAAUCCCUUCGGACACAUUGCUUAUGAAAUAUGAAAUGGAGGAUGAUGCAGAAGUGGAAUGUAUAGAGGCAACCACUGAGGUACCACACUGUACAAAUGCCAAGGAAAUCGCAGAGGAUGAAAAAGCUGAGAAAAGGAAUGUGGAGGAAGAUGAAAAUGAGGCAAAAGAUGAAGUGGAAAAAGAGAUAGCAGAAGGCUCUUCUAUUAAUGAAGAGGCUGAAGAAUGCAUGAAUCAAGAACAAAUGUCUGAGGUUGUGUCUGAAGCUGCCAAGGCCGACCAAGCAGAAUGCAGCCAGUCAGUUACAUCCAGCCAAAAUAACAACAGAAGAGACCUGCCAACCUCUGUCCAGACUUCUGUCCAGAUCAUGAAGGCCUUGCUCAGUUCAAAACAUGAAACAAAAUUUGACCGUUCAAACAGUUUGCCUGAAGUGUCCCCCACUAUGGGGAGAAAACUCAGUAACUCUGCAAAUAUUCUGAUUACUUGUCUUGCCAGUCUCCAACUCCUUGAUGAAGAAGCAGAAGAUCCAUCAGACAAAUCAAAACAUUUGAAUAAGACAAGGUAUAUGGAGCUGCUAAAUAUUUUUCAAGCCCUGUGGUCUGGAUGUACAUCUGAAAAGAGUGGUCCAAGUUCAAGUCAAGAGGCAACUGAGCAGGCAAAGACAGUCUCUGGGUUUAAAGCCACAAAAUCUGCAAAUUAUAACUUCACUCCCAUGUCCUCCUCUGGGGUUGAUGUUAGCAGUGGUUCUGGUGGCUCAGGAGAAGAGAUUACAGCUGGUGCCAGGGACUGCACUUUAAUGGCACAGAAAACUGCUGAACUCAAAUCAGCUGGACAAGUGGCAAAAGUAAAGACUGGAACUGAAUUGACUGAGACUAAGGAGCAAAAUAAAGAGAAAGAGCAGCCAUCCCAACCUUUGACAACCUGCUCAAAAUCAAAAGGUGAGGAAAAAGCACAGCCUACUAGAGAGGACUCUCCAAUUCAAGAGGCAGAAGAGAAUAAGGAGGAUCAGUGCAGUAGCUGUGAAAAUGCUAAGGAGGAAGAGAGAGAAAAUGAAAAUGAAAAAAACAGCAAAGUAGAUGAAAAUGGAGAACAAGGAGAACCUGUGAAUGGUGAACUUCUGAAAGAAAAUCUUGCAGAGAAAGCUGUUCAGCUAGCUACUACUGAUGAUACACAUGCCAGUGAGGUGGAUUGUGGGACAGAACUGAAAGCUGAUUUAGAAAAGCAGCUUGAAAAAGAGUCUCCAUGUGACCCAGAGUCCAAAGUUGAUACAGCCACCAGUGUGGGCACAUCCCUCAUCCAGCAAAACUCAAUGGACCCAGAUCCAAUCUGGGUCCUGAGACUGCUCAAGAAAAUUGAGAAGGAGUUCAUGGCUCACUAUGUCAGUGCCAUGAAUGACUUCAAAGUCAGGUGGAACCUGCAGGACAACCAGCAGAUGGAUGAAAUGAUACUGGAGCUGAAGGAGGAAGUGAGUAAAAGGAUACAAAAAAGCAUAGAGAAGGAGCUGAGAAAGAUCAAAAUGGGAGCAGGGAAGAUACCAAGACCUCCAGAUGAACCACUGAAACGUGAGUUAUCACUCCAAACUGAGCAGAGGAGACGACGAUUGCAGACUAUGCAUAAAAAGUCGUUCUUCAGUGACAAGAAUGGAACACAGAGUAGGGCAGAGGACGCAUCAGACUUAUCACUCGAUGUAGAUGAAAAUAUAUCAUUUAGUGCCAGUUUUGAGGCCAGUAUUAGUAAACAAAAAAGUGAGGAUGAAUACUGCCCAUGUGACUCUUGUGUGAGGAAAAAAAUGGCUUCCAAGCCCACAAGAAACCCAGUGGUGGCCACCAAUGCCCCAGUUGUGAAAGCAUUUGAUUUACAGCAAAUCCUGAGGUUGAAGAAAAAUGAUAAUGACGAAGCCUGUGUCUCAGAAGCAGCCCAGGACAUGAAAACAAUUCCCAGCAGUUCUGUGAAGGAAGCAGCAGAAAAUGGCAAUCCAAAUGAGGAAAAUGAUGAGGGUGAACUUCAGCCAAGUGAAACAGAAGUGGAGGGCAAUGAAGAAAAGGAGCCAGAAUUAAAUGGCGUGGGCAGCUCAACACUGAAGGGAGUUGAAGAAGGAUCUGAAAUAUCAGAGAGUCAAAACUGUGAGAUGGAGGAUGAGGUUAAAGAUGAAGAAGCCAAAGAAGAAAAGGAAGAAGAAGCUGAAGAGAAGUUGAAAGCUGAAGAUGAAGUUGACAAUGAAGCUGAGGAAACAGAGGAGCCAGAGGAUGAGGACUUAGGGGUUGAUGAUGAGGAAGAGACAUUUGAAUGCAAAGGAGAUGCUGGUGGCUCUGGAACUGACAACAAUCCUGAAGGAGAUGCUGCGGAAGGAAGUGAGGAAGCUGAGCAGGAUGAAGUUGAAGCAGUGGGAGAUGCAAAUCCAGAGUCAGAAGAUGAGGCAUGUUCAGCUGAGCAGGAUAACAACAGUGAAGGAGGUGACAAAUGUGAUGAGUGUGAUGAGGAACCUACCAGUGAUGACCCUGACAAUGCACAUGAAAAACACAAAGACAAAGGCAACAACAAGACUUCUGAGAAAGCAUCAAAGGCCAAAUGCAAAGAAAGCAGCAAAAAGCUAGAGACUCUGAACAAAGCAGCCGCCUUCUCUUGUUAUUCUUCUGUGGGAAACUUCUCACAGCAAUCCCAGAAGGGAUCUGAAGAUGAAGGUGAAGAGGAAUGCAAAGAUGACAACAACUCCACGAAAAACCAUUCAAAUGGAGAGGUUCAAAGUGAUGAGAGCAGCAAACCCUCACAGAUGUAUCCUGAUAGUGAGGAAGAAGAGGAUAAAGGAUCUUCAUGCACUGAUCCUUUGGGAGAUGAGGACCAGGCAGAUGCUGAAGAUAUAGAUCCAAAGGAGGUUAAACAUACUGAUAAAGUUCAGGCCUCUAAAAAGAAAGAAGACUCUGAUGAGAUUGGCCAGGAUGACCUGGACUUCUAG
Antrostomus carolinensis (chuck-will's-widow) is the source of this 5367-nucleotide messenger RNA. It is a transcript of the gene RP1L1, whose product is annotated as RP1 like 1. The transcript has 5 exons. NCBI's taxonomy places the organism in Eukaryota, Metazoa, Chordata, Aves, Caprimulgiformes, Caprimulgidae. Gene Ontology annotation, cellular component: axoneme. Gene Ontology annotation, biological process: retina development in camera-type eye; photoreceptor cell development; axoneme assembly. Bases 1 to 5367 code for a protein of 1788 amino acids. The record is from RefSeq and is a predicted model, not a curated record.